Molecule: messenger RNA, 5697 nt
Organism: Erpetoichthys calabaricus (reedfish)
Lineage: Eukaryota; Metazoa; Chordata; Cladistia; Polypteriformes; Polypteridae
Gene: ltn1
Product: listerin E3 ubiquitin protein ligase 1
Exons: 30
Coding region: 89-5401 (1770 amino acids)
Biological process (GO): ribosome-associated ubiquitin-dependent protein catabolic process; rescue of stalled cytosolic ribosome
Cellular component (GO): RQC complex; cytosol
Molecular function (GO): ubiquitin protein ligase activity; zinc ion binding; ribosomal large subunit binding
Source: RefSeq, a predicted model, not a curated record
UUCAAUGUCGUACAUGCUUGUGAAUCGACGUUCCUGUAUUUUGGCUUUCUUCCUGAAAAAUGCGUGAUUGUUUCUUGAAAGAAUAAAAAUGGGAGGGAAAAACAAACAAAGGACGAAAGGCAAUGUUCGGCCAUCUAGCAGUGGUAGAGCUGCUGAUGUUCUUGUUAGAGAAAGGGGAGUUGUCCCUGGAUUUAUUGGAUUUGAUACUUCUUCAAAUGAUCUGGGAUAUGUUCCUGCAGUCCAUGGAGCUGAAGAAAUAGACAGCCUUGUAGAUGCAGACUUUCGGAUGGUUUUACGAAAACUUUCCAAACGAGAUGCUGUCACUAAAUUAAAGGCAGUCCAAGAAUUUACUGCAAUGUGCAAAAACAGAGAUUCAGAGACUGUUAAAGGGGUCCUGCCAUACUGGCCAAGAAUAUAUUGUAAAGUCUCCCUGGAUCAUGAUCGUCGUGUUCGUGAAGCAUCUGGUCAGGCCUUGGAGCAACUGGCUAUUAAAGUAGGAAGAAGCCUGGCUCCAUUCUUAAAAAGUAUUAUGGGACACUGGCUUCUUUCCCAGUGUGAUACCUAUGCACCUGCUGCAUCUGCAGCAAAUGUGGCAUUCCAGUCAGCUUUUCCAGGAAGUAAACAAGCUGGAGCAAUAGCAUUUUGCAAAGAAGAAAUUCUUACGAUUCUCCAGGAUAAUUUGCUCAAGGAAACCGCAGACACGCUUAGUGACUCUCAGACUGUUCCAGGUGAUGAAAGGGAAGCUAAAUACUUGAGAGUUGUGACAUGCUCCUUGCUAGCUUUAAAGAAAUUGUUAACUUUAUUGUCAAAGUCAGAUGCUGAUGAAAUGGAGGAGAAGCUUAUGCAUAUUAUAUCCCAAAGCAAGUUUUGGAAAUACAGUAAACACAAGUCUGCACAGAUUCGUGGAGCAUUUUUUGAAGCAGUGGCUUCCUUUUGCCAAUAUACUCCAAAUCUGUUGAAAACUGAAGCAGCCCGUGCAUGUUCAUGUGUGUUGUUAAGCAUUGAUGACACAGAUCCACUGGUUUGCCCAUCACUGUGGGAAGCUGUUCUUUACAUUAUUAUGAAGGUUCAGGAUUGCUGGCAGUAUAUUAAUGCUAAAAAGGGAUUACUACCAAAGCUGUGGCAGUUGCUAAAAGAAGGUGGACGAGGCAUGGCUGUAGUUAUUCAUCCCCACCUACUUCCAUUUAUCAGUAGAUUUCCAGAAGAGGUCUUAGAGCCAAAAGUAGCUUUUUACAACACCUUCUUCACCUCAGUAAUUAAUGGGUUGUCAAGUGAUAGAGCUGUUUCAAGUUCUUCUGAAACAUCUGCAAUCAUAUUCUCUAUUGUGGAGUGCUUACAGUUUGUUCUGCUACAGAAUGCAGGUGUAGAAGAUCAUCACCAGAAUAUUCAACACAUGCUAAUAAAUGACCAGCUCCUGCCAUUAAUGGAAACAGCCCUGAAGAACCCAAGAUUACAAGGCAGCCCUUUGUUUUGCCAGAUAACACAUAUGGUAGUUUCCUGGGAAAAGCGAUCGAGUAUACAAACAAAUGAUGAAACAAAUGAAACAUUCCUAAGCUUCAUGUCAGAUUUCUGGCUUGGAAUUGCACAGCUGUGUAUAAAAUAUGUUGAUAAUAAACAUGCAGACGAGAAUGUUUUACAAGGUAUUUCACUUUUGCUACAAAUAUUGAAGAAUCCAGACACUGAAGGGAAGAGACUUAAAAAUGUAAACAUUAAAUUCAGUGACUUUGAAGACAAAGCUGAAAAAUCAUGCAAUUAUGACAGUUUAUCAUCCGAAACAAAAGAGUUGAACAAGUGUACAGAUACCAGUAAUAUGUCUGCUUUAGAACAAAAUACUUUGACUGGAAAACAUUUGGAAGAUUUAGUAUGUGAACUAGCUACACUAAAUAUGAUCUACAUCAAUCAACAAAAUUCUGAGAAGCAUUUGAAAUUUCUUUCAGUAAUUCUUAGCAGCUUCCCAUCUUUUAGACUUUUUCAAGAGUUACUUGAUUCUGAAAAUGAAAAGCAACAAAUAUACCUUGAUGACACUUGUGAUUUGGCCAGUGUAUUAGCUGAAAAUCCUGCUGUCCAGUUCCUUAUGAAGAAACUAAUUAUUUGGCUUAAGAAAGAUACAGGAAACAAUACUGAUUUUUUGGUUGAUAUGCUCUACAGCAUUCUCCAUUGCUGUAACAGAAGAGAUGAAACAAAACUAAUUUUGGAUCACAUUACAAAGAUGGAGUUGAGAUGCAGUAUUCUGGUACAGAUUGUACAAAAGGCAAAUGAAGAUUCUUCCAAGUUUGAUGCAGUGUCAAACUGGUUGAAAGGAGAAGUUUUGGGAGAAAAUAUUUUGAAAUUGACAGAUGAAUUAUUAACACUAGGCCUUAAAGAACCAAACAUUCUAAAGUCAGAUUGCUCAUUGUUAAUAGGCCUCGUGAUCUCACAGCAAGUUCAUAAUGAUACAUUGAUUGACAAGAUUUAUGUUGAAAAAAUAAUUUUUAAACUUAAUGGAGUUCUCUCAGGAGCCAAAAAUCUGCCUGAUUCUAGUAGCAGUGAGCCUGUAUUAUGUUUUAUUUGUGAUAUAGUCUCCAGCUUCUUCAAAGUAGUUGGAGAUUACACUUUACUUUUAUCAGCUGAAGGAAUUUUGUUAACAGUCUUUCAGCUGUGGGCCCAGAGACACAAAAAUACUCAUUCAACAGAUUAUUUUCUGCAAAAACUGUAUUUUGCCUUCAUUACUGGUGUACAAUCCCUAGUUGGGAAAGCUGUGGAGUUGCAAGAAAUAAACUUUAUUCAUGAUUGUGCAUUAUGGGUAAAAAAUGAACUUCUGGAUGCAUCUUUUAGUGUUAAGAGCCUGCAGGUACUUGUUUCAGCCGUGUGCUGCUUGGUGGAAAAUGUUAUCAAGAUUAAUCCCUCUAGCACUUUGUUAUUACAAAUGUUUCUGGAUGAUGUAACACCUGAUGAUUCUCAGUGGCAGAUGAUCAGAGAGCAGCUUUCUUUGGAGUGGCUUAGGAAACCUUUGACAAAUGGUUGGCUUUAUAUAAGCUGCAAAUAUCAUUCUUUGGACCAAUGCACAUUUCACUCUUCAGUCAGCAUUCCUACACACCUGUGUUAUACUGCAUUGUUAACUCAAACACUUUUGAUCAUUUUGGAUUCUGAAGACUUAAAUGACAAAGAUAAAUUAGAUUUUGUUAAAGCUGGAAAUACAGUUGCAGAAAUGCUUUAUUCACUGCAGUGGUGUGACGAGCUUGAAGUCUUGCCGUCUGCAAUCUCAGAAUAUUGCAGUAUGCUGAAAGAAAUGAAAAUCACAUAUGACAGGAUAAUCAAAGAAGCGGUCAAAUUGUUUCCUGUUCUAGAUAUUCUCUAUUUCAGGUCUCUUAAUUUUGGGUCAUUAUGGUCCAUGACUUUUGGAAAAUAUUUAGAAACCCAUGGAGUAACUGGAAAUGAUAUGAAUAAACUUUAUGGAUCAAUUGAUAGAUAUUUCCCAGUCACAGCAGAGACUCUUUGCACCAUUCAAGGACUUUCACCUGUGUUACCUGAAAAAGAUAAAGACUUGUUAAUUAAAUACUGUAUUGCUGAAAUUUUGAACGUGGAAAGUAAGGAUAUAAUGAACAUACAUGGAGGAUGUGGCCACCUUGCUAUUAUCCGUUACUGUUUAAAUGGUGAUGCUUCUGGAGAUCAAGAACUGCAAAGUGUCAUUCUGCAUAUCAUUACAGAAUGGAGGGAGACUAAUGAGCAUUUGUUCCUUUUCAAUACAAGCCUUAAAGAUUGUUCCCAUGAGCUUCUGAUUUUUAACUCUGAAAUUAUGUGUCAUCUUUCCUGGUUAAUAAGACAAAAGCCUUGUUUCCUGACUGAGAGUCAGUGGGAUUUUAUCUUGUGUUCAAUGAUGGCUUGGCUAGAGACUCUUAGUGAAAGUCAACCCAUUGUUUGGAGUCCAUGGAUUCAGUUAUUUGCCUGUGAAACCUGUAACUUUGUGAUAGUGUUGAGUGAAUUUUUCAAAACAAAUUCUCCUGGGCUGCUUGAAAAUCUUCCAGAAAAUCUAAUAAUUGAAUGGAAUGAGUUCUUUAUGAAAGGAGUACAUAGCUUGCUUUUACCCCUGUUGGUAAAAAUAACUGAUGAAUUCUUAGAACCAGGUGAUCCCAUGUUUCCAACUCCAGUAUUGAAGGCAUUAGGUGGUGCACUAUCAUAUAUUUCUAUUGAUCAUCUGUGUCAGAAUAAUUUGCACCCUAAAUUUGUCACUGGCCAAAAAGCAAAUUUACCAGAUAAACUCCAAACUCUACUGAACACCUUGGUACCACUCUUGUCGUAUCAGGCCAGACCAGUCCAGCUCACAGUCUACAAUAUUCUGCUCAAAGUAAUGCCCGAGCUUUCUGAAUUUGACAAGGAAAGUAUAAGAUGUGAAGAUGAUGAGGAAGAGAUGUUCUUGUCUCCUCCUGCUGCACUUACGUCGUACUUGAGUACUACAGAAGAAUUUUUGGAUAACUUUAUGGAAGGUGUCCAGGUGGGAGAGUUUGUUCCUGUCUUGUCAUCAAGUGAUGAAUAUUACUAUGUUUUGGGAUAUCUGCUUUCCUGGAAAUUGAUAAUAUCUUUUUUUAAGGCAUCUUGUUCACAACUUAGAGUCCUGUAUUCUUACCAUUUGAAAAAAUCAAAAUGCUUGAAUAGAUUGCUUUGCCAUUUGUUCCGGCUAAUGCCGGUCAAUCCAUCUUAUUCAGAGCAAUCAACAGAAUCUUGCCAUAUGGAUUCGAAAACAUUUUUUACGGAGAGCCAGAUCCUAAACAUGUUUGAAACCAACUUCUUGUCAUCAGACAUUCCACAUUUGUCUUGCUCUGUUUAUUAUGGAACUCUUAAAUACUUACCUGCCAUGGUUCGAUUAUGGUUUAAUAGCCUGGAGAAGCGACUCUUUACCACUGUGGAUAGAUUUACCAGCAAAUUUGUAUCCAAUAUAUUGUCAUCCCAAGAAAUAUCUUCUGUACAGAAUAACACAAAAAUAUUUGACAAUAUGAUGGUUAAAGCCCGACCUACUACUAGAGAAGUGAUUGCCACAUAUUCUGUUGAUGAUAUCUUUAUUGAGUUAGUUAUUAAGUUGCCAACAAAUUACCCUCUUGGGGUAAUUUCUGUUGAAAGUGGAAAACGUGUGGGUGUUGCAGUUCAGCAGUGGCGUAACUGGAUGCUUCAACUUACCACCUUCCUCACACAUCAGAAUGGAAGUAUCAUGGAAGGCCUGACUUUGUGGAAAAACAAUGUAGACAAGAGAUUUGAGGGAGUUGAAGACUGUAUGAUAUGUUACUCUGUUAUUCAUGGAUCAAACUAUUCUCUUCCAAAAAAAUCUUGCAGGACAUGCAGAAAAAAGUUCCACUCAGCAUGUUUGUACAAAUGGUUUACUUCCAGCAACAAGUCUGCUUGCCCUUUGUGCCGUGAAAACUUCUUCUGAUGGUAUUUCUUUCUUUGUGAAAGAAAAAGAAUUCAUAUUCUGUAUUUGGAUUGGAAAGUUAAUUAUUCAAAGAUAUUUUAAGAUAUAAUAUGCAACAUAAAAGAAUGGAAAUCCAUACAAUAUUUUACUAAUGAAAAAACAUAUACCCUGUAUUUUGCCUUUCAAGCAACAGUUGUGAAUAAAAAAAAAUCAUUCUGUGUUUAAUGUUUUAUUUUUUUAUUUUGCACAAAAAAACUAACCUACUGACAGCAAGGAGACAGAGUUAUUAAUUAUAGUUGAAAACAAACUAAAACAAA